Molecule: messenger RNA, 1919 nt
Organism: Juglans regia (Persian walnut)
Lineage: Eukaryota; Viridiplantae; Streptophyta; Magnoliopsida; Fagales; Juglandaceae
Product: fatty acyl-CoA reductase 2, chloroplastic-like
Exons: 9
Coding region: 59-1798 (579 amino acids)
Biological process (GO): long-chain fatty-acyl-CoA metabolic process; suberin biosynthetic process
Cellular component (GO): intracellular membrane-bounded organelle
Molecular function (GO): alcohol-forming very long-chain fatty acyl-CoA reductase (NADP+) activity
Source: RefSeq, a predicted model, not a curated record
UACCCUUGUGCAAAUAAGCAAACAUUGAGCUUUGCUUAGACUAGCUAGCUACGUACUCAUGGAGGCUUUACGUCCAAACUCUUUUUCUUUGGCAUACAGAAAGGUAGUAAGGGUCCCUGAGAGUGAGAAGCAAGAUCGCUGCUCGUGGAAAAGGUGGAAUAUAAGUAGCAUAGGCAACAGCCUAGGCAGCCGGCCCAAUGCAUCAAAAUCUUUAUAUAGAACAUCAAAAUCUUAUGGUGUUGCUUCAGUAAGUGCUACUGCUAGUUUGGAUUCAAACCCUAAUAACAGGAUGAUGAGGAAGAUCCAAGGAGGUGGAACGACCUCUACUUUAGUGACGAUGAUUAAUGAAGACAUUGGAGUCAUAAAUUUUUUAAGAGGGAAGAAUUUUUUCAUUACGGGUGCUACUGGAUUCUUGGCCAAAGUGCUCAUUGAGAAGAUUUUACGAGCAGUGCCAGAUGUGGGUAAGAUAUUUGUUUUGAUCAGGGCAAAAAACAAGGAAUCUGCAAAUGAAAGAUUACAAAGCGAAAUAAUAAAUGCUGAGCUGUUCAAGUGUCUCCGGCAAAUACAUGGGAAAUCCUAUCAAGACUUCAUGUUGAGAAAACUGGUGACUGUAGUUGGUGAUGUCCGAGAGCAAAAUCUGGGUUUAGAUGCAGAAGUGGCUGAUGUGAUUAGAAAAGAAGCCAAUAUUAUUGUAAAUUCUGCAGCUACUACAGAUUUCCGUGAAAGAUACGAUGUUGCUGUUGAUAUCAACAUAAGAGGUCCUUGUCUGCUUAUGAGCUUUGCAAAGACGUGCAAGAAACUUGAGCUCUUCUUGCAUAUAUCAACAGCUUAUGUUCAUGGAGUAGGAGAAGGAAUAUUUAUGGAAGAGUCACUUCGCAAGGAGGCUACCCCUCCAAGUUCCUUCCCUACUUUGGACAUCAACCUUGAAAUGAAGUUGGCUUUGGAUUCCUUAGAAGAUUUUAAAAAUAAAGGACUGACCCGGAAAAUGAAAGAAUUUGGCUUGGUGAGGGCAAGAAAACACGGGUGGAAAGAUACAUAUUCCUUCACCAAGGCUAUGGGAGAAAUGGUAAUGGGAGAAAUUAAAGGAGACCUUCCGUUGGUAAUUGUUAGACCAAGUGUUAUUGAGAGCACUUAUAAGGAGCCAUUCCCUGGAUGGAUAGAAGGGAUUAGGAUGAUUGACCCAAUCAUUUCCUCCUACGGAAAAGGGCAGCUCACGGGUUUUCCAAUUGAUCUAAAUGGGGUAUUCGACAUUGUCCCUGCUGACAUGGUUGUGAAUGCCACCUUGGCAGCCAUAACAAGGCAUGGAAUGGCCGGAAAGGGAGACAUGAACAUCUACCAUGUUGCCUCUUCAGUAGCUAACCCCUUACUCCUAAAAGAUCUUUUAACAUUUUUCAGUGAUCACUUUAUUUCAUCUCCCUGGAUCGACUCCGAGGGUAGGCCAACCCAUGUAAAACCCAUCAAAAUGUUCGGCUCCAUGGAUGAAUUUUCUGCUCACAUUUCGCGAGAUACAAUUCAGCAAAAUUCAAAUGGGAAACUGCCUCAGGAAUUUGAAAAUAGUUGCAGAAAAUUGGUUGAGAGGGCAAAGUACCUAGCCGAUAUAUAUGAGCCAUACACGUUCAACCCAGGAAGGUUUGAUAACAGCAAUGCCCAGAGAUUGAUGGAAAGCAUGUCCGAGGAAGAAAAGAGUAUGUUUGGUUUUGAUGUGAGGAGCAUAGAUUGGAAAGACUACAUCCUUAAUGUCCAUAUACCUGGUCUAAGGACGCAUGCCAUGAAGGAGAAAGCUGGAAUAUCUAAUUAACCCAUGUGAAUCUUAUUCCGUGGUAUCCCUGGAUUUCUUAAGAAAUAAAUGCUAGCAGCUUGCUGCCACCUUUAUUUUUUCUUUUUCUAGUCAUCUAUAUGAGUGGAUGGCAGAGUUCUUC